AUGACACUGGUGACUCUUGUGGCAGACAGUGGAACCCCCUGGYUCCUGGCGUCUGUGGAUGAAGUGGACAGUGCUGCGGAGAAGUGGAAGCAACUGGCCAGGCAGCUGAAGGAUGACCUGUCCAAUAUCAUCCUGAUGUCUGAAGAAGACCUCCAGGUGCUUAUUGAUGUGCCACGCUCAGACCUGGCAGAAGAACUUGCCCAAAGUGAAACCAAAAUCCAGGUGCUGCAGGACACCCUGCAGCAGGUGCUGGACAGACGAGAAGAAGAGCGGCAGUCACGGCAGCUCCUGGAACUCUAUCUGGAGGCCUUGAAGACUGAAGACAGUAUCUUAAGCAAAGUUGCAGAACCUGAGGCUAAAUCAAGGAAGGAGAUGGAUGUGGUUGACACAGGUACCAGCAGCACAGAUCCCUCAGCCACAACAGCACUCAGCGACCACGUCCUUGCUGCUCUGAAAGGAAAACCUGCUCCAGAGCUCUGCUUGGACAGUCAGGAUCUAGAGCUGGUGCUGAAGGAAGAUGCAGCAGCCCUGGCCUCGGCUCUGGGAUGGGACAAGCAGAAAGCUGCAGCUCUGCUGGAAGCCUGUGAGCAGGAGCUCUCCAAACGCCUUAAACAAGUGCAGACUCUGCAUUCCUUACGGAGCACGUCCAAGGGCAAGAAAACGCUUCCCUGGGGGGACUGGCCCAGYUCAAAACGCAAAAAGUGA
Malurus melanocephalus (red-backed fairy wren) is the source of this 705-nucleotide messenger RNA. It is a transcript of the gene DFFA, whose product is annotated as DNA fragmentation factor subunit alpha. The transcript has 4 exons. Lineage: Eukaryota; Metazoa; Chordata; Aves; Passeriformes; Maluridae. The record is from RefSeq and is a predicted model, not a curated record. Gene Ontology annotation, biological process: regulation of apoptotic process. The coding region runs from base 1 to 705 and encodes 234 amino acids.